AUGUCUGAAGCACAGCCCUCGCAAAUCACGGGUCAGGUCAAGAACGCCCAGGGCCUCCUCUAUCAGGCCGUCGGCGCCAUCCCCGGCACGGCCGACAGCUGGACGACACAGGGCGCCGAGCUCGCCAAGGAGGGGCAGGACGAGGUGCACGCGGCGCAGGAGGCGCAGAAGUCCGAGGCGCAGGCAGAGCGCGUCGAGGGCAAGGUCCAGUCGGCAUGGGGCGCGCUCACGGGCAACCAGGAGACGCUCAACGAGGGCAACCUCAAGGCCGAGAAGGCAGAGUGGAAGGGCGCGGUCGCAGACGGCGAGAUCCCGGUACCGAGCAUGGACCGCGUCAAGGGCAAGGUCGAGAGUGCGGUCGGCAUGGCGACGGGCGACGUCGACAAGCAGCGCGAGGGCAACGUGCGGGCCGAGGCGGCAGAGUGGACCAAGGGUUGA
Messenger RNA from Rhodotorula graminis WP1, 438 nucleotides. RefSeq lists its product as uncharacterized. The transcript has 4 exons. Bases 1 to 438 code for a protein of 145 amino acids. The record is from RefSeq and is a predicted model, not a curated record. Lineage: Eukaryota; Fungi; Basidiomycota; Microbotryomycetes; Sporidiobolales; Sporidiobolaceae.